Molecule: messenger RNA, 2508 nt
Organism: Pipistrellus nathusii (Nathusius's pipistrelle)
Lineage: Eukaryota; Metazoa; Chordata; Mammalia; Chiroptera; Vespertilionidae
Source: the annotation of a GenBank genome assembly
AUGUCCAUUCAGGAGAAAUCAAAAGAAAAUUCCUCCAAUGUUACUAAAAAAUGUGACGAUAAGAAUUUAGAAGCACAAAUUCAAGGUUCUGAAAAGAAUCUAGCAAAGAAAUCAAGUCCAAAGCAAGCUAUAAAAUCAAUGGCUAAAUCUUCUAGUGAUAAAAUAAAUAAAAUAAAUCAGCCUGAAUUAGGGACAUUUAUGAAUACAAGGUCAGCAAAAGCAGCAUCCAAUGAUGAAAAAGAUAGUAAAUCCAUUAAUAAAAAUAUGGUGACUCUGAAGGGACAUUCUCAACAAGAAUCUACAAAAAAAUCUCAGAAAAAAUCAUUGCCUGAAACGCCUAAAUCAAAUGAACAGCCUAACCGGAGAUCACAAAGACUACAGCAGCUUACGGAGGUUUCAACAAGGUCUCUGCGGAGUAGAGAAAUCCAGGGUCAAGUUCAAGCAGUUAAACAGAGUUUGCCACCAGCAAGAAGAGAAUACUCUAGCAAUACUCAGAAUAAAUCUAAUAAAGUUAAAACAAGUCAAAAACAUGUGAAAAGAAAAGUACUGGAAAUAAAAUCUGAUUCUAAAGAGGAUGAAAAUCCAGUUAUUAAUGAAGUAGUAAAUUCCCCAAAAGGAAAAAAACGCAAAGUAGAGCAUCAGCCAACUUAUGCUUGUAGUUCUCAGUGCAUGAAAGCAUCUGAAAACUGUCUUCAGAAAAAUAUUAGAAAAGAGGAAACGAAAUCUGUGCCUGUAACUUCUGAGAUAAAAAAAUCAUCUGUCUCUAAAAAAAAUGAGAUGAAGAAGUCUGUUCAUUCACAAGUGAAUACAAGUGCAAAAGUCUCCAAAAGUUCACAGCCAUUAGUGCCUGAACAAAGUGUAGAUAAUGAGCAAGCAGGAAAGAAUAAACGAGGUAGCAUUCUCCAGCUCUGUGAGGAAAUUGCUGGUGAAAUCGAGUCAGAUACUGUAGAGGUAAAAAAGGAAUCUUUACAAAUGGAAAGUGUAAAGGAGGAGAAGCCUACGGAAAUAAAAUUGGAUAAAGCUGAUACUGAAAGACAAAUACUUCAUCAGAAGGAAACAAAUAAGGAUGUUCAGUGUAAUCGUUUCUUCCCUAGUAGAAAAACAAAGCCUGUGAAAUGUGUAUUGAAUGGAAUAAACAGCUCAACUAAAAAGAAUUCCAACUGGACCAAAAUUAAACUCUCAAAAUUUAAUUCUGUGCAGCAAAAUAAGUUAGACUCUCAAGUUCUCCCUAAAUUGGGCUUAGUACGAACUAGUUUUUCACUACCAGCAUUAGAAAUGCCUCAUCCAGUGACUCAAAGUACAUUUUUAGGGACAAAACCACAUGAUAAAAAUAUAGCUUGCCAGCAGGUAGAAAUUAAUUCUGAAGAAGUUAAAAGUAGUGAUAUUACAGUUGAAAUUAUUAAAGCCACAAAAAGAGCUCCUGAAAAUUGUCAUUUGGAUAAUCAGAUAAAACCACCUCCAGAUUCACCAUUGGAUAAUCAGAUGAAAGAUUCUUUUGAAUCAACACCAGAUAAGAAUUUCAGCCUGCAUUUGGAAUCUAAACGGGAAAACAAUCUAGUAGAAAAUAACACUACUGCUUCAACUCUGCUCAAUCAAGCAAAAAUUGAUACAGGGGAGAGUAAAUUUUCAGGUUCAACUCCCAAGCAGCACAAUAUACUCAAUAAUCAAACAUCUAAGACCAGUGAUAACAGGGAAACAACACCAAAUCAUUCUUGGCCCAAAUGUAAUUCCCAUUUGGAGAUAACAAUUCCAAAGGAUUUGAAAUUAAAAGAAGCAGAGAAAACUGAUGAAAAACAGUUGAUCAUAGAUGCAGGACAGAAGAGAUUUGGAGCAGUUUCCUGUAAUAUUUGUGGCAUGCUUUACACAGCUUCAAAUCCUGAAGAUGAAACACAGCAUCUGCUCUUCCACAACCAGUUCAUAAGUGCUGUAAAAUAUGUGGGCUGGAAAAAAGAAAGGAUUUUGGCUGAAUAUCCUGAUGGCAGGAUAAUAAUGGUUCUACCUGAAGAUCCAAAGUAUGCCCUGAAAAAGGUUGACGAAAUUAGAGAGAUGGUUGAUAAUGAUUUAGGAUUCCAGCAGGCUCCACUAAUGUGCUAUUCCAGAACUAAAACUCUUCUCUUUAUUUCUAAUGACAAGAAAGUAGUUGGCUGUCUAAUUGCAGAACAUAUCCAAUGGGGCUACAGAGUUAUAGAAGAAAAACUUCCAGUGACCAGGUCAGAAGAAGAAAAAGUCAGAUUUGAAAGACAAAAAGCCUGGUGCUGCUCAACAUUGCCAGAGCCUGCAAUCUGUGGGAUCAGUCGAAUAUGGGUAUUCAGCAUGAUGCGUAGGAAGAAAAUUGCUUCUCGCAUGAUUGAAUGUCUAAGGAGUAACUUUAUAUAUGGCUCAUAUUUGAGUAAAGAAGAAAUUGCUUUCUCAGAUCCCACUCCUGAUGGAAAACUGUUUGCAACACAGUAUUGUGGCACUGGUCAAUUUCUGGUAUAUAAUUUUAUUAAUGGACAAAAUAGCACCUAA